AUGAUACAAUUACAAACAUUUCUAACUGAAACCGAAGCUGUACUCAAUUCGAGACCGUUAGUAUACAUCGGAGAAGAAUUAAACGAUGGGACAACAAUUACACCUGCACACUUCUUAUCGCCCAACACGAAAACAGGAACUCCUCAGUUAGGAACAGAAGAGGAGAUCGUAGAUCCUGACUACCAAGAAAAUAUUACAUCGAAAGAUAUACUUUUGAAAACAUGGAAGAAAGGACAGAACAUUCUUGAAUCCUUCUGGAAAACAUGGAGAAACGACUAUUUAUUGAACUUACGAGAAAGAUCACAGAUCAACCUGAAGGCUCGACGAAUCAAAUCAUACGACGAACCAAACGUUGGAAGUGUAGUACAGAUCAAAAAAGAUUUACCAAGAGGAUCAUGGAAGAUUGCAAAGAUCACAGAGCUGAUUCCGAAUAGUGACGGAAAGAUCAGAGCCGCAAGAAUAUUAUUACCGAAUAAAAACAUUAUCACUCAACCUUCAAACUUACUGUACCCCCUCGAAUGCAACAACGAAGAGACAGAAACGAAAAACGAAACAGUCGAGACAUCUAAUGAAACGAACAAUAAGAAUCUAGAAGAAAUCAAUACAUUUAAACGUACCCCAAGAAUAGCAGCAAUACAGAUUCACGAAUAUUUAACAAGACGUGUGACUUUUUCACGCAAUAAUUUUCUCGAACAAUCGAACAUAGUUCUUUCUUUUGUUAUGAUAUAUUCUCAACGUACAAAUUUGUCGGUGAUUGUGUCCCUUAAGGUUCUGUGCUUGGUCCUCUUUUAUGAUUAUGAGAUAACAAAACAGCAAGCUGUAGUGAUUCGACUUGUCUAA
Molecule: messenger RNA, 840 nt
Organism: Hydractinia symbiolongicarpus
Lineage: Eukaryota; Metazoa; Cnidaria; Hydrozoa; Anthoathecata; Hydractiniidae
Exons: 3
Coding region: 1-840 (279 amino acids)
Source: RefSeq, a predicted model, not a curated record